UCUGGUUGGGCUUUUAUUUUGACACGCCAUAUGGGUAGUUGCCUUGACAACGCAUCGGAAAUUAGCGCGGGAACGUGAUUAUUCAUUGACGCAAAGUCAUGGUAAAUAAACAUGGCGGAUGUUUUAUCGUUGAAAGAAUCAGUUGUGGUCUACUUAGACAGAAGUGGCGGAUUUAAGAGACUAGCGGACGACUGCAAACAUCUAAAUGACCCACAGCGGACCGAAGCAGUCUACAAAUUCUCCAUCCGCGUCAAUCCCUCUGAUUUGAUGGAAAUAGACCCCCUGCUGGGGGAUUUAGUUCUGCACAACCCCCUUAAGGCAACUUGUCUUUUUCAAACUGUUUGCUUUCUGGCCAUAAAAACACUUUCACUUACUGAAAAAGUAGACACGGAGAGCCAGGUGAAUGUCACUCUGAACUUCACACACCUUCCUCCUUUCCCUGAGUACAUGUUGGACCUUAGUAGAUUUCCUCGAGUGUACGGCCCCAUGAGGCCUGUUUGCAUGGAAGGCUUUGUAAUUGCCAUGACGAGGGUCACAAAGUACACACAGGGGGCAAGGUUCCUCUGUGUUAAUGAUGACUGCCCUUGCUCCACAGGGUUCCACCACAUUCGAGUACACACACCAGGAGCAACCGAGUCUGCCACUGUGAGAAAUGAUUUUACAUGCGUGAUCUGCAGCUCCCAGCUGAAAGAAGAUGUGAAGUUCAGAGUUUUGGGAGAUAAACAGCUGGUGGAGCUGAUUCAUGCUAAAGCACUGGAGGCUCUAAAAGGGAACCAGCAAAGCCCGCUCAGAUACCAAUCUGUUACUGUGUUUCUCAGAGAUGAGUUGUGCAACUCCAUGAGAAUUGGCCGGCUCUACUCAGUGCUAGGCAUCCCCGCCCUUGUGCACCAAUGGCCCACCAUCACCUGGAACAUAGAAGCCAAUAACAUCCAACAGUCUGAGCCAAAGAGCUGCUGCAAACUCCCCACCAAAUUCCUGGAGCUGCUGAAUGCCACGGCCUCCUCUCCAUGGAGGUUUUCUGCCAUCGCAGCUCACUGCUUUGGGUUGGAGGUGGCUCCUCCAGGAUUGUUCAACACUGUUAAAUUAAUCUUGCUGCUCAGUUUAGCCCAAACUAAAACAAAUGCAAAUGACACAUUUCAGUACCUGGACCUCCUUGUUGUCACAAAUGACCCACUCAUACUGGACAGACUCAUGGCGCACAGCUUGAGGUUGGCGUGCCACGGGGUCAGACAUCAGGCCUCAGGGGAGAUGUUUGCAUCUCUGUCUCGGGAUGAGCACGGAGCAGGUGCUGCCAACAUCCACGCCGGCUCCGCCUUAUUGGCCACUGGGGGCAUUUGCAUGUUGGGAGACAUCAGCUGCUACAAGAAGGACAAACUAGAUCACAUUCAGUCAGUUCUGGAAAGCCACACAGCUUCUGUGUUCAUCCCUGGUAAGAAGUUUGGUGAGGAUGCUGACCAGCUGCUGUCUUUGCCAGUGCAGUGCAGCUUCUGGGCCUUCACAGACUCCUCUCAGAGGUCUGGGAAACUGGACUCUUCUGCGCUGGGAACCGUAGAAACGGGUCCUUUGCCACUUCAGUUUUCUGAGGCCUUUGGCCUCGUCGUCGAGUGCAGGGAAAGGGUAGGUCAGCAGGCUCAGCUAGCCCAGACUCUGCACACCCUCCAGCAAGCAGUCCAUCCUGGAAUCCUGAACUAUCCGCUCUGCUGGGAGUUUUCUACCCAAGAUUACACAGAGUUGGUAUCUUAUGCUCGGGAUUUGCAAGUAGAACUCCUCCCUGCAGCAAAGACGUUGAUCCACGGUUACUACAUGGCAAGCCGUAGAGCUCGCACACAGAGUCAAGGUGUCAAGAUAUCUUUGUCUUCCAUCAAACUGCUGAUCUCACUGGCCGAGGCUCACUGCAAGUUAAGCCUCAGGACUAAAGUGCUGGAGGAGGACGCUGUGAUUGCUGUCCUGCUUUGUGAAAACGCUGUCACCCUAAAGCAUGGUGCCUCCACACUCUUUCUUCCGCCUGAACCCACGUUUCCCAGUGAUGUGGGGGAAGCGGAUGGCUUGCACAAAAGAGACAUGAUGCUGGAUGAGCUCCACCAAAGUAUACUGCGUUUCACCUACACUUAUGCUCCUGGAGCCGACACGUACAUCACAGAAGAGUAGGACAUUCAAGAAGGCUCAAAAGUUAAGAGUUCGAGUCAAAUGGGCAAUAUAGGUGGUGGCUAGUAUCAACACGUCGAGUUUGGACAGCUUGGUAUCCGGGGGCACGGAAGGCAACGUCCUUUGGAGUUCCAGGAAGGCGGUCCUCAGGGUUUGCACCCGACUCCUCUCCCGGGCUGCGUUUGCAGCUGCCGGGCGUCCUCUGCCGCCGAGCCCGCCGCUCUGGAGCCCUCUGGCCCGGUGGAGUUCGCGACGGCGACCGUCCGGACUGGGACUGGAGCUGGGACUGGAAGCUGGGCUGUCAUCCACCACCGCAUUGGAGCAAUUUCCGCUGUCCAUUCGGAGCGUCUGACCUCCAAGCAUGCAGCAGGCGCUUAUAGAUCUGGAGAUUUAGGACAGACCUUAACUUAUUGUUCUGAAAACGAAUUCGAGUUGUAGAAAAGCAUAUUUUAAAGUUCUUGCUGUAUGUCACUGUUCUAUAUUUAUUAAACAUUUAACUUAUUUCAA
This is a messenger RNA of Oryzias latipes (Japanese medaka), 2652 nucleotides long. RefSeq names its product minichromosome maintenance domain containing 2 (gene mcmdc2). Gene Ontology annotation, biological process: double-strand break repair via break-induced replication. Gene Ontology annotation, cellular component: nucleus. Lineage: Eukaryota; Metazoa; Chordata; Actinopteri; Beloniformes; Adrianichthyidae. The record is from RefSeq and is a predicted model, not a curated record. Gene Ontology annotation, molecular function: single-stranded DNA helicase activity; ATP binding; DNA binding.